AUGCUUACAACAUGUGAUACGUCCCUCUCAAGAAGACUGAGCCAGUUAGUAAUCACGAUUAAAUGUGCUACAUUUUCUUCGUCGUGUAAAAGCUUAUUUAGCAAAAGCGGUGAUUUGUUUGCAGACUUAUUAGUUGACAAUACUUUUGUUUACAAAACCAAAGUGUGCCAUAAGACAUGGAAUCCUACAUGGAAUGAGUCUAUCUCAGUUAUUGCAUCUCCGAAGAGCAUCAUCCAAAUAAAAGUCUUUAAUCAUUUCAAAUUGGGACCUGAUGUAUUAAUUGCUGUUGCGGCCAUCAAUCUCUCCUCUAUACUCAUUGAGCAUAACGGUAUUCUUUCUAAAUGCGAACUGAGGUUAUCCCUAUUCCAAGGAUGUGAUUAUAAAGGAUCAGUAUUUGUGAUGCUGGAUAAGCUUAACGUGUGUGUACAAAAUCUGGAAAACGGAAAUAAUAUGCUUGACAAUUUACCACAAGUCCCCUCUAGCUCGAACGGAUUAGACCCUACACCUAUUCAGCACCAAAGAGUAAAUCAUUCAUGGAACAUCAUUUGGCAUAUGAAAUUUCCAAAGCAUAUAGAUAAUCCAGUUGAUGAGUGUGAUUUGGACUUGUACUUUAUUGGAACCUAUGAUCUUUUAGGCGCUUUGCGUGAAGACGAACUUAUUGAAGGUGGCAAAGAUAUUAAAGUGACUGAGGAAAAUAAAUCCGAUUAUAUCAGACUGAUGGUUGAUUGGCGAUUCAACAGAGGAGUAAAAAAACAAACAGAAGAAAUUCACAAAGGUAUUUUUGAAGUACUAAAUCCCGAGUGGCUGGAAUUAUUCGAUGAGCGUGAACUUGAACUCCUAUUAUCCGGUAUGCCAGAGAUUGAUGUUGACGAUUGGGAAAAGAAUACGGUCUACAUAAAGUACACACGAUCAAGUAAACAGAUUAUUUGGUUUUGGAAGUUGAUUCGAAAACUGGAUAAUGAACAUCGUGCUCGUCUUCUACAAUUCGUCACAGGUACCUGUCAUUUACCAUUAGGAGGCUUCUCUGAAUUAACUGGUGAGUAGUAACUUCUGCAAUAUAUCGACCGAAUAAUUUCUCUCCUGUAAUUAAUGUGAAGUGUGUAAAUUUUUCACCGGAUUUUUAAAAUAUCAAUCACUAACAAUGGUUAAAGUUGAAUCAAUAUUUGGCAUACAACUUUGUGACUAAUUGCAUUUAUUUAGUUUCAAUUUAAUAUAUUUAUUAUUAGUUAUUGAACUAAAAGUCACUUAUAGUCAUGAUGUUGAGUGCUUUUUUAUUUUGUCCGAUUAGAUAUAUGAUUAAUAUUUUUAUCUACUGAACUUGCACUGGAAGAACUUACAGAAAUCGAUUAUUUCAAGUGAUAAUUGACUGAAGUAUGGGUUGGAUUCUUCUCAUUUGUUAAUCAUGUAUUAAUUUUAAUUCGUGAGGUUAAGGGUAAUAACACUUUAUGCAGUGCAUUAAAUGAGUUAACCAAACCAGAUCACACUAAAAACUCCAAAUGGUUAAUCAAAAAAUUUGCACCGUUGCAGUCUAUGACUUGUAGCAGUGGUGGUCGUCAGUUAUUUUGUAUAGAGCGUACAGGUGAUGAACAAUGGCUACCACGUAGUCACACAUGCUUCAACCGGUUAGAUUUACCGCCAUACAAUUCAUACGAUCAGUUGUGCGAAAAACUGCAAAUGGCAAUUGAAGAAACUAAGGGAUUUGGGCAAGAAUAAAUCUAACCUCCUCUAUGACUUUCCCUUAAAAACACUUAAAUUAUAAUGUUAUUUUUAUUGUGUAUAUUCCAGUAAUCAUCUAUCACAGUAAUGAUUGAUGAGAAACGUUUUGUGGAGGUUAGGGUAGGCGGUGAAGUGGUAAAAUUAGUGGUAUACUGUGUUUUGAAUAAACUGUGAUCUAUUACCAAUUAGUAAUCUUUUUUUAGUAUGUAAUUUCCGUUUUCUCUUUUCGAUUACCAUUAUUAUUAUUAUUAUUAUUAUUAUUAUUAUUAUUAUUAUUAUUAUUAUUGUCUCUGGGUAAUGAAAAUUAUUUUAUUAAAUAUUUUUUUCUAAAUUUUGUUUUACUGAUUUUGUCUUCAAUUUACAUACGAUACUCUCUACAUAUGUGUACCCAAAGGUAUGUUUUGCUUUUAUGCUAAAUUAAUCAAACAAAUUAUGUUCGUUUGUUUGCGAACAAAACGUGUCAGAUGAUAUGGCUCUCGUUACUUUCCCAGUUGUCAAUGAAUUGGCCUUAUCAUUGACUGACUUAAUUAGACUAAAAACACAAUGCAUCAUUAAAAACUAAUGAUAUUGGACUUCUUAAACCUUUGGAUAAAAUUUACUUCCGCCUGGAGUCCCUC
Molecule: messenger RNA, 2333 nt
Organism: Schistosoma guineensis
Lineage: Eukaryota; Metazoa; Platyhelminthes; Trematoda; Strigeidida; Schistosomatidae
Source: the annotation of a GenBank genome assembly